Molecule: messenger RNA, 2308 nt
Organism: Saitoella complicata NRRL Y-17804
Lineage: Eukaryota; Fungi; Ascomycota; Saitoellomycetes; Saitoellales; Saitoellaceae
Exons: 3
Coding region: 1-2109 (702 amino acids)
Source: RefSeq, a predicted model, not a curated record
AUGGCUUCAAGAUCGUUUAGUGAACGUCGUCGACAGCAGAGGCAGAUACUCGACCUACCGUCACCGCUUUAUGGUACUUCUAUGGGCGGGGAACCGCUGGAGUUGUAUCCAAUGGGUGACGAGCCCCAGGGAGUGGAUCGUACACCUAGUCCGGCCGAUACGCUGAAACCCCUCCUCUCGACUCCUCAAGCACCGCCUAGUCCGAUGUUCCUUCGCGACAAGGGGUAUUUUCUCACCCAGCACAUGGAGUAUAGCUCCAGUACCAGUCCUCCCUUGACACGUGGAAAGGGUCCGUUGAGGAAUGUGCAGAGUUACCGCCCGUUCAGAGCGGCGUGGGAAGAUACGAGUGCCUAUGAUAUCUUUAGCUGGGUCUUUGCUACCGUCGUCAUCUUCACCGUUCUCAUCCUCCUCAUUGCUGGUUUGGGCGUCGACCACGGCCGUAUCGUCAGUGGGGACGUCAUCAUCUUCUUCCCAGGCAAAAGUCUCGCCGAAGUCGAUACAAUCAUCACAAUCUUCAUGUCCGUCCUCAGCGCUCUACACGUCAGUGUGCUGUUUACGACUAUGUUGCAGGUACAGUGGAGUAUCAAGUGGGAUGAAGUUACGUUGCAUAGUCUUACUUUGGAGGAGUUUGAGGGGUUGAGUGCGUAUGGGUUCAGGUAUUGGUGGACGGCGGUGGGGAUGGUUUUGGCAGGGAGGAUGAAGCAUAAGACGUUGUUGGUGGCUGUGGCUUUUUUCUCGGUGAUGCUGGGGUUUAUGCACUUGCUUGCUAAUCAAGCUGCGUACGCAAACUUGGGAUUGCAGCGCCAGACCAACUUGACGAAGGCUUUUGGUACUGCGAAUGUCACUAAGGCGGUGUUGGGGACGGACCACCCCACUGAUGAUGACCUUGUGUCCGUCUUGGAGAAAAUGGUGCGCGUCAACAUGGGUCUGAACGCCUCAGCAUUGGAGGACCAGAAUGGCAUUGUAUGGACGACUCCGAACGCAUCGGUCACGAACACCACCGUGAAUGAAUCGUAUUACAACGUCACGGGUGGUAGACCCAUCGUAACCUGCAAAACACUCCCCGUCUCCGAUUUUCAGCUCAAUUGGGGAAAUGCUAACGGGACACCUCCAUACCUUUAUGCUCCAUCAUUGUCAAACUUCUCCUUCUCUUUCCCGCAGCCGAAGAAGACGUUCAUGCAGUUGGGGAAUAAUGCAAUUUUUGCCGGUGACAUAGCCAGAAGUUUGACGGAUUCGCGAGUCAACGAUACAAUCGAUACAGAUGGGUUGAACUUUAUUUUUGGUGGGUAUGCGGUCGACCCGCAACUGUAUAUCCCACAGUAUGCUAGCUACCUUCGAAAUGCUACGCAUUCCAUGUGGGGCUUCGCCAUGAACUGCCGUUUCGAGCUCCAUGAGGUAAAAGGGAACUGCACCCUGGUCGGGAACAACCUCAAAAACUGUACUUUAUUCAACGGGUCCGAGAAGGCUGCGAGCCAGCUUGAUAUCCCAGGGGUCACGGGUGUUGUUACACAGAACCGCGUAAACGGCUUCCUUUACUACGCCGUCCUCCACGAUCAUCUCGAGAUACAGGUUCAGGGCGGACACAACUUCUCAUACCCACGUGCAUACACAAAUCAGAUCGCGGGGAGUACGAAAGAAGUUCCAAAUGUCACCGAUGUGUGGAGACGUAUUAACAUCUCCGCCUACGCCGCUACAGAGACGUUCCUCAAUCCCUAUUAUGGGAAUGAGACACAUCACGGCGAAGGCUACCAACUAGUCGCAGGCAUCGCCUUCAAGAACUGGGCACUUUACCUCGCCCUCAUUGUCCUUCUCUGGCUCUACUUUGGUUUCGUCUGCUUCGUAUUACACCUCAACCACUCCCCUAUCAUUCCACGCGCUAACUCGCCUUCUCUUUUGAUUGCGGCUACGGCUGGGAGUGAUGUGGGUGAGACGUUUUCUGGGUUGGGAAAUAGGAAGAUGAAGGCUGUUAUGGGGAAUGUGGGUGAGAGGAGGGUUGGGUAUGGUGUAUUGGAUGGGGAGGAGGGGCCUGGAGGGACUCACGCGAGGUUGAGGUUGGGACAUGCGGUCCAAAGGAUUAAUGAGAGCGAUGGGAACACGUUGUAUGGUUAGUGGUUGGUCUGUGACCAGACCAGCUAUUCCGCUCGUUACAAGGGCUGUUUUGGAGAGAACUGGUGAACGAUUGCAGAACUGCGUCUGAAAUUACGGCUUUGGAAGGCAUACCGGUUAUGCCGAAAAGGAAGAGUAAUACCAAUAUCAAAUAUUAUUAAUGAUCACAGCUCCCUAAGGAACUUCCGAAAACCACCUUAAU